UAGACAUCUGUCAGAGAAUCCGGGCUGCCUUGAAACCUUUUUUUGUCAGUUACUACUUUGUUAUUGCUGAGUUACACGGUUUAAGUUGGCUUUCUCUAACAAUUAACACCUGUUUUCAAACAAAGGGAUCUGUCUAGCCAUCACCGCUGUGAGAACUGACUUACUGCCUAGCUGAGGAGACAUCAGGACGGAUACCAUAUCCUACCACACAGGUCUCUUCUUCUCCAAGCAGCCCCCUCGCCUGUUGGAUACUGUUCAGGAACUUUUUGAAACCGGUCAACAUUAUACUUUUAAAAAACUUUUUUAAACGGAAUGGAUUUUUGAAAAGACCUAACCUGGAUGGUUUGCUGUCUUGUUAAAAGCCUGCUGUUGGAGUUUGCCAAGUUUUGAGGAGGUUGCAUCAAGUCUUUUUGGAGGGGAACUAACUGAAAGCCGAAAUAUGGAUCAAGCCAGCGGCGGGGAGGACCCGAAUAAACCCUCUAAAAAGAAGUCCAACGAGGACGAGGGUAAAAACAAAAAGCUGAACAUACAUAUAAAAACAUUGGCUGAUGAUAUGCGUGACCGCAUUACCAGUUUCCGGAAAACGGGGAAUAAGAAGGAGAAGCCCCUUAUACAGCACUCAACACAGCACUCCACAGAUCCCCUCUUUACCCAGGUGGAAAUGCCUGUUCCUCAGCCCCUUUUCGACGACCGCUCUAUGAACCUCUCGGAGAAGGAGAUCAAUGACCUCUUCGAGAAGAUGAUGGAGGACAUGAACCUGAAUGAAGAACGCAAAGCCCCUCUGCGUGGAAAGGAAUUGAGCACCAGGCGAGAAAUGGUGGUCCAGUACAUCUCCGCCACUGCCAAAUCUAUAACUGGAAGCAAAGUUCCGGGUGGACUUAGGAACAGCAGGCAUGAGAGUACACUUUCCUCCCAAGAAUAUGUCCACGAGCUGCGCUCUGGCAUCACAGAAGAAAAGCUGCUCAACUGCCUGGAGUCGCUCAGAGUGUCUCUCACAAGUAACCCUGUCAGUUGGGUUAAUAAUUUCGGUCAUGAGGGUCUUGGUCUUCUGCUGGAAGCGCUGGAGAAGCUGCUGGAUAAGAAACAGCAAGAAAAUAUUGAUAAACGGAACCAACAUAAGCUUAUCCAAUGCUUGAAGGCUUUUAUGAACAACAAGUAUGGACUGCAAAGGAUCCUGGGAGAUGAGCGGAGCCUGCUACUGUUGGCUCGAGCCAUUGACCCAAAACAGACCAGCAUGAUGACAGAGACCGUCAAAAUUCUGUCUGCUUUCUGUAUUAUUGGAGAGGAAAACAUCCUGGAUAAGAUUCUAGCUGCCAUGACAAUUGCUGCAGAGAGGAACAACAAAGAGAGAUUUGCUUCGAUUGUGGAAGGACUGGAGAACCAUGAAGCCCAGCAGCUCCAGGUCGCCUGCAUGCAGCUGAUCAAUGCGCUGGUCACCUCCCCCGAUGACCUGGACUUCCGGAUACACCUACGCAACGAGUUCUUGAGAUGUGGCCUCAAGAAGAUCCUACCUGAGCUGAAAGAGACAGAGGAGCUCGACAUUCAGCUGAAGGUGUUCAAUGAGAACAAGGAGGAGGAUUCCAUCGAACUCUCACAUCGCCUGGAUGACAUCCGCACUGAGAUGGAUGAUAUGAAUGAAGUAUACCACCUCCUGUCCAACAUGGUGAAGGACACAGGAUCAGAGACCUACUUCCUGUCAAUUCUUCAACACCUUUUGCUCAUCAGGAAUGACUAUUACAUCAGGCCUCAGUAUUACAAGGUGAUAGAAGAAUGCGUGUCCCAGGUGGUUCUGCAUCGCAGUGGGAUGGACCCUGACUUUGGCUACAGUAAACGAUUGGACGUGGACUUCACCCACCUGAUUGAUCAGUGUGUGGAUAAAGCCAAAGUUGAGGAGAGUGAGCAGAAUGCUGCAGAGUACUCCAAAAAGUUUGAUGAGGAGUUCAGUGCACGGCAGGAGGCCCAGGCCGAGUCUCAGAAGAAGGAAGAGAAGAUCAAAGAGUUGGAGGGGAAAAUCCAGGCCCUGGAGUCCCAGUUAACUAUUGAAAAAGACAAGCUCACAGAGGCUCAGAGACUCAUCAGUGAAUCUGAAGCCAAGAUUGCAGCGGGUCCAACUGCGCCCGGACCCCCACCUCCACCACCUCUUCCAGGGGGUGGAGCGGCCCCCCCACCUCCUCCACCACCUCCUCCCCCACCUCUACCCGGUGGCUGUUUUCCCCCUCCACCACCUCCUCCUCCUCUCCCUGGUCAUGCUGGGAUACCACCACCACCACCUCCACCGGGCGGAGGACCUCCACCCCCCCCGCCACCCCCUGGCUGUGGACCCCCACCACCUCCACCAUUCUUUGGGGGCCCAGGCGGUCCUCCACCCCCUCCCUCAUUGCCUGUCAUCAAGCUGCCUUACGGACUGGAGGCCAAGAAAACCUACAAGCCUGAGACCGUGAUGAAGAGAGUGAACUGGACCAAGAUAGUGCCUCAGGAAAUGGCAGAGAAUUGCUUCUGGAUCAAAGUCAAAGAAGAGAGGUUUGAGAAUCCUGACCUAUUUGCUCAGCUCUCCCAGUGCUUCUCCUCGCAGAGCAAAGUGAAGAAAGACGUGAAAGAUGAGACUGAUGACCGAAUGCAACAUUUCAAGAAAAAGGCGAAAGAGCUUCGCAUCCUGGAUGCCAAAACAGCUCAGAAUCUCUCAAUUUUCUUGGGCUCGUUCCGCCUGCCUUAUGAAGAGAUCCGGGACAUUGUGCUGGAGGUAGACGAGGAAAGACUGAGCGAAUCACUCAUCCAGAACCUGAUAAAGAACCUGCCGGAGCAGAAAGAGCUGAAUGCGCUGGCGGAACUAAAGGGUGAAUAUGAAGAGCUAGUGGAGUCGGAGCAGUUUGGCAUUGUGAUGAGUUCAUUAAAACUGCUACGACCACGUCUUAACGGCAUUAUAUUCAAACUGACGUUUGAGGAGCAGGUGAACAACAUCCGGCCGGACAUCAUGAAUGUGACGUUUGCCUGUGAGGAGGUGAAGAAGAGUGAAGGCCUAAGCAACCUCCUGGAGUUGGUGUUGCUGGUCGGCAAUUACAUGAAUGCCGGCUCAAGGAAUGCCCAGACGUUUGGUUUCAACGUCAACUUCCUUUGCAAGCUCCGAGACACUAAAUCCAUCAGUCAGAAUACAACUCUACUUCAUUUCCUCGUUGAGAAGUGUGAAGAGGCUCACCAAGAGAUUUUGAGGUUUCCAGAUGAACUGGAGCAUGUGGAGAGUGCCAGCAAAGUGUCUGCUGAGAUCUUAAAAAGCAGUUUGACCACCAUGGAAAGUCACAUUCAGAGGCUUGAGAACGACAUCGAGAACUUCCCCAAAACAGAUGACAAACAAGAUAAGUUUGUGGAAAAGAUGUUGGGCUUCUCCAAGCAUUCAAGGGAGCAGUAUGAAAAACUGUCAACGAUGCACAAGAACAUGCAAAAGCUCUACGAGAAUAUAGGCAGUUUUUUGGCCUUUGACCCCCAUUCAGUCAGUGUGGAGGAUUUCUUCGGACAGCUCGCCAACUUCCGCCUGCUCUUCUUGGAAGCAAUGAAGGAGAACCACAAGAAGAAGGAGAUGGAGGAGAAGAUCAAGAGAGCCAAGCUGGCGAAGGAGAAAGCAGAGCGGGAGAAGCAGGAGCGCCAGCACAAGAAGAAGCAGCUGAUUGACAUGAACAAAGAGGGAGAUGAGACUGGUGUAAUGGAUAGCCUAAUGGAAGCCCUGCAGUCCGGAGCUGCCUUCCGUGAUCGGAGAAAAAAGACACCGCGAAAUGGUGAUCAAAGCCCUUCCAGUCCAUCCUCUCGGUGGCCGGGUGCUAACUAUGGUAACAGAACACUAGACAACCGGCGUGCAGUCCUGGAAAGGUCUCGCUCACGCCACAAUGCAAAUCACCCAGCUCGAUGAUCGCCCACGCCUACCACAAGACGCUAGAUAAGUGCCAAAGAGGCCUGCGAGGUGGAGACCUGGAAGACAUCUGAAGGAGGGACAGACUGCCCCUCACUGUAGCGCUCAAACACACACACACACACACACACACACACACACACACACACACACACACACACAUAUAACUCACACAUCAACAAACAAGAAUGAAACAACAAAAACUGCAGAAUCCACACAGAACUGAAGCGUCUACCAUACAUCACAAACACUUUUAAUUAUCAUGCUCUUCCUCUGAUGCCUUACAUAUUUAUUCAACACUUUCUCAUCACUCUAAAUAUGUGUGUCCUAUUUAGAUUAGGGCUGCUGCGGUUUAAAGAAGGUGCUUUUGCUUGGAAUGACAUUUUGAUUCAUGCUAGUUGAUUUGAUUUGUAUUGAAAGGCUUCAGUUCACAUAGGUCUUGUCAUGAAACAUGCAGUGUUUUCAAAAGAGGCAAGGACGACUGAACCAUAGUGUACAUUUAUGGCCCUGACAAACAUACCACAAACGGCACACUCAGCAAAGGUGCAGAGGGCCGGCGGUCCUUUAAAUGCAAGACGGACAUUCAACGCCGUUAUCCUGCUGAGGUUCUCUUCAACAGUUCUCUGAACUCUUCACAGAGGACGAAUGUGUUUCUUUGUAUGUUGUUGUAUUUCUGUCCCUAGUAAAUGUACAAAAGAAAAUCCCACAAAGCCAAGGGAAGCGUUUCCUGUCCGCGCCAAUAUUUCACAGCAUGUGACUCAUGGAUAUCGAAACUGUAAUCUCCGUUUUGACAGGACGCAUUUUAUUUUUAGUUGUGUAAUAUCUGACCGAUGCCUUCGGGGCUGAUCUCUGUUCCAAGGUCGCUUUUGCUGUUCACGUGAGAGACUGACACAUUUCUAAAUGCAUAUAACUGCCGAGAGGAGCAAAGGUUUCAGUGGGGGGGGGGGGGGGGGUUGAAGGUAUAACAACGUUUUAAAUGUGAUUCUAUUUUAAUCUGUGUAUAUGUUUGUGUAUAUGAGGUCUCUCUCAUUAAGACAAAUGGGGAAAAAAUUGCUCUAUUUACAGUAGAAUUCCCAGAUUUAAUUAUUUCCCCGCUUUCCAAAAAAUAAAUAGAUCAAUAAAAAUAAGCUCUGUAGGAAAACAAAUGUAAACGUAAACAUUGUUUUCAACAUGUUUUUACCGCUAUGAAGGUGUAAUUAACAUAAACAGGGAUACACAGCUUAAAAGGCUAAAUGUAUAAUGUUUAAGAAAUGCAAAAUGUUCUUAAAAAAGCAUCAGAUGUAAUGUAAAACAAAGGUUUCAGCAUGGACACACACACACACACACCUGAUUCUUGGUGUUAAUGUGCAGAUCAGUUGAAACUCUGCUGUAAGUUUUGUUUCUCCGUAAGGACGCUCUGUCACACCGUUCCUUCACGUGAACUAUUUAUUCAUAUAUUCAUGCCUAGGGCCACCCUGUCCCCUCACUGCCCUAAACUGUAAGCAGAUGCUACUAAAAACAACCACUGAAUCCACAUGGAGAGUGGGCACGAGCAGAAUAUCGACUAAGGGGCACAGAAGACAAGAUGAUGCUUGUCUUAGCAAGUGAGUCUCCAACGGCCCUUCAACUCCCCAACACUAAUAGCAUAAGUGACCCUUUUUACCAUAACACAAGUUACUUCAGUCAUACCAGAGCUUUGCUUUAAGCUUUGUGUGUGAGCGCCAUGCCAGCUCAGUAAUCGGACAGGAACCCAGACAAAAUAGGAUCCAGUGUGCUUGACUCCUGGGCUGAAGAGAUGGAGAUUUUUCAUUUAAACUAAUCUGCCGCUGCUGUUUGUGAUGUGUCUGUUUCAUGAUGCCUCCUCUCCCGGCCCGCAUGCUUCUAAAAAUGCAAUUUUACACAUCAACUCGGCUCAAGGUGCAUCCACAAUGCUCUGAGAAGUCUGCAUAUUUAAGAAGACAAUAAUUCUCCUGCGAAUAUAAGGUGAACGCAGUCGCUCGGAGAAAGUAUAGAACAUGAGGUUUUAAGGGAUGCUGCGAGGAUAAGGGUUUAAAGGUGUGUUGUGUACAGCGGGGAAGGAGAUUAUUUCCUUUUUUAAUCUCAAUUUACCCUCUGUUCUAACACUACCACGGCUUAUGUAAAGUAUUGAAUAUCAGAUCCCCACCUACACCAAUGUCUGCUGUGACGUUUGGUGUUUUUCAACCCUCCGAUUGAAUACUGUACCCGCCAAAACAACCAUGGUUGUCAAUUUGACUGACACUUUUUUCUUGAUUAUGAAAUCAAAUCAGAUUAUUUUCACAUGUGCCAACUUCUUUUUUUGUUUAGCUUUUGGAAAAACAGAGUUCUCCCCAUACGAUGACGGAACAUUUCUGUUUUUAUUUUAUUUUCUAUAUCAAAGGGAGUACAGGUAUCUUUUUUGUAAAAGUAUGAAAAAGAUUGUACAGACUUAAAAAGUUGUAUUUUAUUUUAACCAUUAUUUGAUGAAAAUGUAUCCAAUUAUGAACCGUCAUUCAACUAGGACAUUUUGAUGUGAUAGUCAUGUGGUAUUUCUCAUCUCAAACACUCAAAAAUAUUUAGUUAGAUGUAAUUUAUUUGGACUUUUGUAAAAAUGAAUUUCCAUUGUAGAGUGUGAUGAGCUAUAGGAGCUACGGUGUUAGCAGUUGUAGAAGUUUCAGAUCAUCCGUCUUCUCUACAACAGUGUGAUGCAACACACAAAUGGAUUGCAACACUAAAAGUGCAGGUUUGAUGCAGUUCAAUACAUAAAAUGGAUGGAGAGCAUCGGCGGAAAACAUGACAGUUGUAUUUCUAAUGAAAGAAGAAUGGUUCAUUUAUAAUAGAAACUUCUACAAUGACAACAUUCCUCAACAUCCCUGUAAGUGAUUGAAUCAUUUCCCCCCCUAAUUCCAUCAUUUAGGAUAAUCAGAGUUAUGUAUUAAUAUAGAAAAUAGCAGGAGUGUUUCAGGUCAAAAGAACCUGUAUUGUUCCAUCAUUGUAGUGUGAAAAACAGGCCUAUAUGUGUUUGUGCCGACCAUCCCAUGGUAUUUUAGCUUGUGACUAAUAAACCUGAACCGGUGUUGACUUGUGCUCAUGGUGAUUAUAGGAAUGAGGAGGCAGGGGUAUGAAUUAUUGACCAUCUGUAAAAGGUGCCAUUUUGGUGUCAGUUGGUGGUUUAUUUAAAAGCAAAGUUUCAGAUCUCACUCAGACUCAGAGACUGUGCACUUUACCUCACAAGAGAUUCUGCUCAGGCAGAGGAAGAGUUGUUUGGAUACGACAUUGCCACUAACAGAGCAAACUAUUUGCAAAGUCUUUCUUUUGGUAAACACUUCCAGCUGCCACAUAUCCAGUUCUUCCCUACUUUGUGAGUGCUUGCUAUUGAUUUGUGGAAGACCAAUUGCGGCUGAAGGAAUAAACACCGCUCAUAGCUGUUGACAAACCCUGUCCGACCGUGAUGUGUAAGCUGCCAUAUCCCUGCCUACCCUCGUCGUUGUCAUUAUGUUUUAUUGUCUUAAGAAACAUUUAUAUUUGUAACAGUUUAAGCUUAUUUGUAUCCUUAAGAACAUGAAUAAAUAAAAUGGUUAUGCACACUGUCCUUCCAUAGAACAUGUAAUGUAUCAUCAUACUAAAUAAUAACCACUUUGUUAUAUAAACAGGUUUCUGAAAAAUG
Molecule: messenger RNA, 7541 nt
Organism: Gymnodraco acuticeps
Lineage: Eukaryota; Metazoa; Chordata; Actinopteri; Perciformes; Bathydraconidae
Gene: diaph2
Product: diaphanous-related formin 2
Exons: 31
Coding region: 440-3898 (1152 amino acids)
Biological process (GO): actin cytoskeleton organization; actin filament polymerization
Cellular component (GO): actin filament; cytoplasm
Molecular function (GO): small GTPase binding; actin binding; microtubule binding
Source: RefSeq, a predicted model, not a curated record